AUGUCUAACUCAGGCAAAUUUAGUACUGCAUCCACUGGAUCCCCCCAUUCCUUUCAAGGUCCAAACCAAGGGCAGGGUUUACCACAGCCCCGUCAAGGCAUUACUAUCCAGCUGACCAAAGUGCACAGUGAAGACAACUGGGAGGAAUUAGAGGAGAGUGAUCUCAUCUUUACCCUGGAUCAAGAUGAAGAGGAGGCCUUGCUGGCAAAUCCAGUACCCAACAAAGCCAGAGGUCCUGUGUAUGGGCAGCCAGUGGGGAAAGAAGGAACUGUGGUCGAUGAGCUAGCUCUCGCUGCAUAUGAAUGUGCAGGUGAUGUUCUCCUGUCCAGUGAAAUCCAGAAAUGUAGUUCUCCAUUGAUGCCAAGCUCACCCUCUUCUAAACCUCUCAUCAACCUGGUCAAGUCUGUCUCUACUGAAAUUGAUGCCAAGGAUCCUUCUCCUCACAAACCCCAUCCAUUUGUCAACCUAGUCAAGUCUAUCUCCACUGAAAUUUCCCGACUUGAACCAGAGGUAUCGCAGUCCAAGUCAGACUCUAAGCUGAACGUUCAUCUGUGGAAACAGAUAACCCAGCCCAAGAGCAAAAAUGGAGACUCUAGGACAGCUCCAUCCUCACCUAGCUUGUCACCUUCUGAAAGCAAAGGUAUGUUUUUUAAUGUACAGGAAGUAGAAGCCAAACUGGAGGACACCAAGAGGAGGUUGUCAGAAGCCAUGCAAGAACCUUUAAGCAUGCUUAGCAAAAUUAUCGGUGAGGAGCCAACACCGAGCCCCAAAUAUAGAACUAUGCCCCCAAUGUUUUCUAGCCAGGAGUCCCCAACAAAUCAACAGAGGGACCAAGGUUUUUUUGAUACAAAGAACAGUUUUCCAAGUUAUGGAAAGUUAGAAGAAAGUGAAAACCUGGAGUUUAUGGAGAAUUCCAGAAGUGUUCAUCGAGAGGCACCUAAAAACUACUGCAAAUAUAAGAUCUGCUCCUAUGGGGACAUGAUCCAAGUUGUAGAACUAGCCAACGAUGUAGAAUCAGAAGAUCAUAAUUUAUUGGAGCCUGCAACCUCUUGCCAAACGACCCAUCAUAACAAUGAUGUGCCAUGCAGUGCCCUGGUCUGCGUAGCAAUCCUAGCUUACAACUUCUUCAUUUGGCCCCUGCCAGCCUAUAUAUCUGGACUCCUCAUGGGUAUUACUAGUGGGUUUCUCCUGGGACUUUUUAUGGUGCUUUUGUUGGUCCCAAAGCCUUCCUACUCCUCCAGACACAAGAGAUGCCUGCGGGAAAGUUCAAAAUUCCAGUUGGCAGCUCCAAAAGUCCAGGAACCCUGUGUCUUUCAGGGCUGGAUGAAUGAGAUAUAUUUCUCUACGAUCCUGAGACGUAUCACCCAGCGCUCACACACUCCGUGUUUGUAACCUUGGAAGGGACAACCCUAAAACGUAGCUAUCCAAAGAGCAAUCUGCCUCGAAGAUCAACCUUUGGAGAAGAGAUUCCAGAAGCCACAUUCAUCAGUCAUGAGAUCAGUGAGCUGACCGGUGCUCAGGUGUUUUUGUUUCCAUAUGGGCUGGCCAAGAAGAGACUAUGGAACAAGAAAUACCCAAUAUGCAUCCAGCUGUGUAAUGCUGAAGAUCUCCAUAGCCAAGAACAAGGGGAUGAUGAAGAGACUCCAAGGCAGGAAAGAGAAGAGUCAGAGAAGAUUGCAGGAGAAUGCAAGGCUGGGACUUUAUAUUUGUUUGGGAGGACAGGGAGAAGCAAGGAAGAGUGGUGCCAACAUCUACUCCGAGCCACCCAAGGGUCUAUGGCUGGAAGACAAGAUGGCACUAGAAGCGACAGCAGAACAGGGUCUGGGCCUCAUCCAUUGUCCAGCUCGGGCAGCUUGGGGGGAACCAGCAACAGUAGCACAGAGAGUACAGAGGACAUUCCUUAUCUGCUGAAACCCAGAGAAUUGUCAGGGAAUGUCAGGCAGAAAAUCCUCCUGGACUACAACAGUUACAUUGCCUGCUUCAUUCCACCAGAGACCAUAAGUCCCAUUCCCAGCCCUCAUCAGAGCGCAACCAGCAGCCCCACCCCUCGGAGAAAGCAAUUCGUAGAACGUUCUCUCUCCAGCAGCCCUAAUGUGUGCUGGGUAAACGCCUUCAUCGGACGCAUCUUCUGGGAUUUCCUCAGAGAACAAUACUGGGAGGACAUUGUGGCCAAUAAAAUCCAGAAAAAACUAACAAAGAUCAAGCUGCCAAACUUUAUGAAUGACCUGACCCUAACAGAACUGGAUAUGGGGACAUCGCUUCCUCAAAUACUGUCUACCUCCAACCCCAGUGUGAAUGAGAGAGGUUUGUGGAUGGAUAUGGAAGUUUCCUACAGUGGAUCUUUACAAGUGACAUUAGAAACCAAGAUGAAUUUAUCCAAGCUGGGGAAAGACUCGGUGAUGGAGGAAGGUGGACUGCCCGCGAGCCGUAGAGAGGGGGCAAUGAUGCCAAGAGCCAGGAUUUUCACUGAUAGUGACGAAGAGUCCUCAAGCGCUGGCUCAUCAGAAGACGAAGAGAUCCCAGCAGUGGAAACACAGGGAACUCCAGGAGAUAGAGCUAACCCAAAUAAUACUGACAGCUUCCCAGGUGGGAACAGUACCAGCCGCAAGAUUCUUCGCUUUGUAGAUAAGAUCGCUAAGUCUCGAUACUUCCAAAGGGCAACAGAAAAUGAGUACAUUAAAAGGAAGAUGGAGGAAAUGUCCAAUACUCCUCUGCUGCUGACUGUGGAGCUCCAGGAACUGGAAGGAACCCUGGCCAUCAAUAUCCCCCCUCCCCCCACUGACCGCAUAUGGUACAGCUUCCGAUCACCGCCACAAGUGGUGGAGAUGAAGGUUGUCCCAAAGCUUGGAGAGAGAGAAGUCACAUUUAUACAUGUCACUGAGUGGAUAGAGAAGAAACUGCAAGAUGAGUUCCAGAAAAUCUUAGUGAUGCCAAACAUGGAUGACUUAUACUUUCCCAUAAUGCAGUCUGCAGUGGAUAAUACCGGGCCAACACAAAGUGACCCCUCCAAGCCAGGACCUCUAUGA
Staurois parvus is the source of this 3026-nucleotide messenger RNA. The record is from the annotation of a GenBank genome assembly. NCBI's taxonomy places the organism in Eukaryota, Metazoa, Chordata, Amphibia, Anura, Ranidae.